Molecule: messenger RNA, 3536 nt
Organism: Erythranthe guttata (spotted monkey flower)
Lineage: Eukaryota; Viridiplantae; Streptophyta; Magnoliopsida; Lamiales; Phrymaceae
Source: RefSeq, a predicted model, not a curated record
GAGAGAGAGAGAUAAAAAUGUGAAUAUUCAUCAUUGAGUAUAAUUGCAAUGAUGAUGUUUUCGCAGCAACUCAAUCGAUCUUUUUCGAAGAUCUGGAUAUUUUUAUUUUAAUCGAUUUUUUAAAAUGAAUUGACACUUGUUUUUGUUUUGGGGGUUUUCUGUGUAUGAAUGUUUGGUAGUGUGUACUGAGCUGAAGCGAAGUCCUUAAAUUGAGCUAAAUUAAUGGCUUCUAGACAAGGAUUACAGCCGAAAAAACCUAGUUCAACAAGAGCAGCAGCGAGUAACAAUUCGCCGGCGUCGUCUACAACGUCAUCAUCUCGUCAAUUUCUAGGGCCUUCUAUAGACGGCCAGAGUUCCCCAGCUUCGUCAUCUGCUCGAAGUAAACCUCAGUAUUUUCACUCAGAAAGUGUAUCUUUGGAUGUUGAGAGAUCUACGGAAAAUGUUACAGUCACAGCUCGGUUUCGUCCACUCAGUCCAAGGGAAAUUCGGCGAGGAGAGGAAAUUGCGUGGUAUGCGGAUGGGGAUACUAUUGUGAGGAAUGAGCAUAAUCCGUCAAUUGCUUACGCCUAUGAUCGAGUAUUUGGCCCUACAACCACAACAAGGCAUGUCUAUGACGUUGCUGCACAGCACGUAGUCGGUGGGGCAAUGGAUGGAGUCAAUGGUACAAUUUUUGCAUAUGGAGUUACUAGCAGUGGGAAGACUCAUACCAUGCAUGGUGAUCAGAGGUCUCCUGGUAUCAUUCCAUUAGCUGUAAAAGAUGCUUUCAGUAUUAUUCAAGAGACUCCAAGUCGCGAAUUUCUCCUGCGUGUCUCUUAUUUGGAAAUCUACAAUGAGGUUGUCAAUGAUUUGCUCAAUCCAGCUGGACAAAAUUUGAGAAUUAGAGAAGACAGUCAGGGAACUUUUGUUGAAGGAGUCAAGGAGGAAGUCGUAUUAUCCCCAGCCCAUGCACUCUCCCUUAUUGCAGCAGGAGAAGAGCACAGACAUGUGGGUUCAACCAACUUCAAUUUACAGAGCAGUAGAAGUCAUACGAUCUUCACACUGAUCAUAGAGAGUAGCCCUUGUGGUGAUUACUGCGAAGGCCAAGCAGUUACCUUGUCGCAACUGAACCUAAUUGACUUGGCAGGAUCUGAGAGCUCAAAGGCUGAAACAACUGGCUUGCGCAGAAAAGAGGGUUCCUAUAUCAAUAAGAGCUUGUUAACUCUUGGAACUGUUAUUUCAAAAUUAACGGACGGGAAAUCCACUCACGUACCAUUUAGAGACUCCAAAUUGACGAGGCUUCUCCAGCCCUCACUUGGUGGCAAUGGACGCGUAUCUCUGAUUUGCACUGUUACACCCUCAUCAAGCAAUUCUGAGGAGACCCACAACACUUUGAAAUUUGCCCAUCGAGCAAAACAUAUUGAAAUUCAAGCAGCACAAAAUAAGAUAAUUGACGAGAAAUCAAUAAUAAAAAAGUACCAAAAUGAAAUUCGAUGUUUGAAGGAAGAAUUGGAACAAGUUAGAAGAGGCAUGCUUACAGUUACACCAUUGAAAGACAGUGGAGCUGGUGAUAUUCUGCUUCUAAAGCAAAAGCUAGAAGAUGGUCAAGUACGACUACAGUCAAGAUUGGAAGAAGAAGAAGAAGCCAAAGCUGCUUUAAUGGGCAGAAUACAGAGGCUGACAAAACUAAUUCUCGUAUCUACAAAAGCUUCACCAACAUCACGAUUUUCUCAACGGUCAGCAGUAAGGAGAAGGCAUUCUUUUGGAGAAGAAGAGCUUGCGUAUCUUCCACAUAGAAGACGUGAUGUUGUCCUGGAUGAUGAAAACAUAGAGCUGUAUGUUUCUCUCGAUGGCAGCGUUGGAACUAUAGAUGAAAAAUUGAGAGAAGAAAAAAGAACAAAAAAGAAUGGAUUGCUGAGUUGGUUAAAGUUAAAGAAGCGAGAUAGUGCCAUAGGGACCUUCGCAAGUUCUAGUGAUAAAUCGAGUGGAAUCAAAUCAACAAGUAGUCCUUCAACUCCUCAAGCUGAUGGCAAUAUUCACAUGGAAGCAAGACAUUCGCUUUCUUUACUCACAGAAAGUACUCAUUCUGCCGACCGCUUAUCUGAUACAAAACAUAAUAAAGAAGUUUUCGAGCCUGAGGAUAAUUAUUCGGGUGAAGAGACUCAACUGGCUAGCAUGACUACGGAUGAAAUUGACCUUUUAAGGGAGCAGCAAAAGAUUUUGUCUGGUGAAGUUGCAUUUCACAUGAGUGUCUUGAAACGAUUAUCUGAGGAGGCUACAAGAAAUCCUAAUAAGCAGCAUAUCCAUGUGGACAUCAGAAAUUUGAAAGAAGAAAUUCACAAAAAGAACAAUCAAAUUGCUUCACUUGGAAAGCAAAUUGCAGAUUCCAUCAAUCCGCAUGGUGAAAAGGGCAAAGUGGAGGACUCACAAGUCGUAGCUGAACUAAUGGAGCAGUUAAAUGAGAAGUCUUUUGAACUCGAGGUCAAAGCUGCAGAUAAUCGGAUAAUUCAGGAGCAGCUGAACCAAAAGAUUUCGGAAUGUGACGAAUUGCAACAAACGAUUGCCACAUUAAGGCUAGAGCUCUCCGAUGCUGUUGAACAGAGAGACUUCAUGCCAUUCAACAGUCAUUUGCAAGGAUUUCCUGAAACUAGGAGUGUGCACAUGGAACAUCAAAUCGGCAAAGACAAUUCAGUGUUAAAGGAUUCAAAUGAUAUGUUGCUACUACAAGCUCAGGCAAAUGAUGUCGAAGAACUAAGAAAAAAAUUAGAUGAUGUAACUGAGUCAAAAGAGGAGCUAGAGCUGCGCAACAAAAAACUCGCGGAGGAAAGUUCAUACGCAAAGGGGUUAGCAUCAGCUGCAGCAGUUGAACUGAAAGCUAUGUCUGAAGAAGUUAUGAAGCUAAUGAACCACAACGAGAGAUUAGCUGCUGAGCUGGAAGCACAAAAAAAAUCGCCAACUCAGCGGCGCGCCUCCAUUCCAAACAGGAACGGGCGGAAAGACAGUUAUCCCAAAAGGCACGAUCCAGCUGUCGUAGCCUCGGAUAUGAAGAGAGAACUGGCUAUGAGUCGUGAAAGAGAGAGUUCAUUUGAAGGUGUGCUGGCAGAAAAGGAUCAAAUCGAAGCUGAAUUGCUGAGGAAAGUCGAAGAAUCAAAACAAAGAGAAGCCUACCUAGAGAAUGAACUUGCAAAUAUGUGGAUACUUGUGGCUAAGCUUAAAAAGUCUCAUGGAGUUGAUAAUGAUGAAUCUACAAAGGAGAAUAACGACUUCUGAUUUUUGGUAUAAUUAUCCUCUUCAAAUCAAAAGAUUUCCAAUAGGUAGUAGGAGAGUAAUAUUUCGGUUUGUUGGCUUAGUUCUUAUGUUUGAUUUUCUGGAAUUAUUUGUAAAAAAAAAAUGAAGUUGUUCGUAACACACAUUAAUCAUAGUUCGAAGUGUACGUUAACUGGUGACGAUGUAGAUAUGUGUAGCGUAGCAUUAGUUUUUUUUUUUCCAACUUCAUCUUUUCUAUGUGCUCUGUAAAAGAAGUCUUUGCUGUUAUUUAUAUAAUAUGGUAGUAGUUAUUU